AUGCUCCCCUCACCGCGAUGUAUAGGCUUAGUGCUAGAGUGGUCCUGUCACGGAGUACCCUGGUUCAUAUUUUCCGGUGGAUGGAUCCUGGGACUUCUAAUUAGCAACAUUGGACCACCUCCUAGUGAAGUACCCUCCGAUUUUAUUGUUGAUCCCUAUGUGGCCCCUCCGCGGUCUCCUCGAAAUUUCUACGGAUGGCGGGCCGCGUGCCUCCUCUUUUCCCUCAUUCUUGAUGUUCUCAUUGUGGGUUGUCUCAAAUUUCUUGUCAAGCGACCGAGACCUGAGGCGAACUGCUCCGAAGAUAUGCUACUCACUGUAUCUAUUGACGACUGGUCUUUUCCCUCAGGUCAUUCCAGCCGAGCGGCGUUGCUACAAUGGCUUCUUCCAUGGCUCUUCAAUUUCUCAUGGUCAUCUCGUCUUUUAAUCACCAUCUGGGCUGUCAUGGUCUGCGCAUCUCGGCUUGUUAUGCGUCGGCACCAUUUGGGUGAUAUCCUCUUCGGUUAUGCUCUGGGAUUCUGCCUAUAUUAUUUUAUGACUUCGGAUUUCAUAUACUGGCCAGGCUGGUUUAGGUUUUUGGGAUGA
Molecule: messenger RNA, 582 nt
Organism: Rodentolepis nana
Lineage: Eukaryota; Metazoa; Platyhelminthes; Cestoda; Cyclophyllidea; Hymenolepididae
Source: the annotation of a GenBank genome assembly